Molecule: messenger RNA, 2951 nt
Organism: Pseudogymnoascus destructans
Lineage: Eukaryota; Fungi; Ascomycota; Leotiomycetes; Thelebolales; Thelebolaceae
Exons: 5
Coding region: 1-2670 (889 amino acids)
Source: RefSeq, a predicted model, not a curated record
AUGUCACAUUACGAUUCCUUCUCCUCACAGUACCAGGGGACAGCCCCAGCUGUAUUCUACUAUACCAGUCCCUGGACUGUCACUCCUGCUGCGAAGGACCAGCUGGAGGUCAACUUUACCAUUGCAAUUGAAGGUCUUGGACUUACUGCACGACUGAGCUACGACCAUGACAAGCACUUCUUCAAGAUCGACUGUCUGCCAGCGGAGAAGGCGAUUGUGUAUACCAUGUUCUCCCGGGUGAUUGACGCCUUCCUCAAGGAACAGGUUGGGCCAACUGUUAAGAAGGAGAGCACUCUGGCCACGAAGAUCGGACCGAUCCCCUUUGGAGUGCGUAGUGCGAUCAAGGAAGCUCAAGACGAGGUCUUGCUUCAGGGGUUCAUGAAGACGGAGUGGUCAUGCCCAAGGAUUGAGCAGCUCGGUGGUGUCUUUGGUACUAAGCUGCUGGGGAAGAUUGGGCAACUCACUGAGUGUACUCUGACGUAUAACUCUGAGUUGAGAAUAAUUAAAAUUGUCGGCCCCGACCAGGAAACUUGCCAUCGUGCAAUCCUAAAGCUCGAUAAAGUUCGAGACUACGAGGUCCCCCUAUUCAACAACCCUUUCGCCAACCAAGCCCACCUCUUCUACGCCGAAGAGCACACCGAAUACGCUCCCAUCCCCACUCCCUUAAAAGUAAUCCACGCCCUCGACCUCUAUGAAAACACCCUCCUCGACAUCUCCGCCUAUCCUCCCACGCUCAAUAGUCCCUACCUAGCCCUCUCCAAAUCCGCCAUCCUUCGCUGUGCCAUCUACAACGAAAACCGUCGUGGUCUUCGCCCUUUGCCGUUGCCGAAGAAACCGGAUCCGCUGACUAUUGAGGCGCAGAAGGGGGCGGAGUAUAAGGUGUUUGCGAAGCAUAAGUUUGCUGGGAAGGGAGAUGUGGAUCCGUUGGUGGGAGUGAUUGAGGACGUGGAGCAGGUAGAGGGCGAGGAGGCGGAGGGGGAUAUUGAGCUUGAGAAGAAAGCUAAAAUUGUGGUUUGGGUGAGGGAUGUUGAGGAGAAUGGGACGGUGCCGGAGGAUGUUGCGAGUGAGGAGAAGGGUUUGAUUUCGCCUGUGAAGGAGAAGGUUGGUGGGAGUAUCCAGGCAGAUAAGAUCACUGGGACAACUUUCAAUGGGGAUUCGAAGAAGCAGAACGCUGGCGUCUCACCAGUCCAGGCUGCGACUGCCAUGAACACCAUACCACCGCACCUCAGACGUCUAUUCGAACCCCUAGCUCGAGGCCCAGCUCCCCAACGCAGGUCCCUCCUCGACAUGGACAUCGAAGACAACCUCUCUUUCACCAUGCAACCCUUUUCCCUCCAAUCCACCACACUCGCCGCGCCCACUGUACCUCGCGCACCAACUAACCCCGUCAAACCACCCUCUGACCUCCCCAAACCAACCACAGGUUCUCCACAACCACUCAUCGAGCCCCUCAUCGAAACCCUCCAAACCACCUCCGAACCCUCAACCCGCACCUACCACCACACCAUAAACCUCCACGCCGCCUCCACCUCAAAAGGCCACUGGGUCGGAAACACCUUCGUGCCUGCCGCUCCCCCCUCCCUCCUAAGCACUCACUUCGUCACCUCCCUCCACACCGCCACCGUGCCGGUCCUACAGGCCCUUCGCGGCUGGCGUGGCAGCGCCAAACUCGAGGUGAAGAUCGGACGAAUCUGGAUCGCCCACGACGCGUUACAGCUUUCCGAGUCUGAUGCCCGCGGAGCAGCGGGUAUCGUGGAGAAGAGGAGGAUGGCGAGGUGGCUUGAGGGGGGACGUAGAGCGGAUAUGACUACACUUGUUACUGAGGAGGCGGGGGAUGUGGAGGCGAUUGUUGGGAUGAAGUUAUUUGAGCAGGAUGGGCGGUUUUGGGGGAAAACGCCGAAGUGGGGGAUUGAGUAUCAAUUUUCUUGCGUGGAUCCGAGAGAGGGAGGUGGUGAGGGAGAGGAGGGCAAGUUUAUGGUGACGGUUGAUGCGGAGACGUUUCGCUGGAAGUGUGAGACGCGGGAGGGGUGUUUGGGAGAGACGUGGGUGCAUUGCCUUAAGCGCGUGUGGGAUUUUAAGGUUUGUGCGACGGGGAGACAGGAGGUGGGUGGUGAGUAUAAGGAGUGGGCGGAGGAGUUGGUAGAGGGGCUUUAUGUUCCACCUAACACAGACAUCACAAACCUAACCCUCUCCUUCACCCUCCCUGCCCCCCAUGCCCUCUCCUUCCCCACCAUCCGCAUCGCACGCAAAUGCACCUACACCAGCACCACCACCCUCGUCCUCCUCCACAUCACCGAAAUGCACGACCUACUCGUCGAGCGCGUCGGCCACACUCCCUCCGGCCAAAUCGUCUACCGCGCCUCCACGCGCCCCGGAAGAGGAGAAACUGACCAGGAGGCGCGCUGGUUCGAGGUGAGCCUUAGCGGGAAGGGAUGGGAGGGGAUGCUUGCUGAGGAGAUUGAGGUUGGGGGGGAGAGGAUGGGGUGGGGGGACGACUUGAAGAACCGGGUGGAGGAGGUGGUUGGGACGGCGGCGGCGGUGGUGAAGGGGAUGGAGGGGGUGGGGGGGUGGAAUACGAAUCCGUUUGGGGAGGUGUUGAGGGGGGAGGAGAGGAGGAAGAGGGAGGAGAAGAAGACGUGGGGCAAGGAGGGAAGGGGAGUGGGCUGGUAGGAUGAUGGUGGGGUUAGCUAGAGGGAUUUGUCUACUGCUUCUUUCUCAUAGAGGCUAUGGUGUCUCGUGUGAUGAUGGGAGGCUGUCCAUGAAUUACCUUCAUGCGUAAAUUAGACAAGAGAUUAAGAAUACACGUGAUCGAGAGAUUAGCUUCCAGGUGAACCCGCACUCUGGCUAAAGCAGCAUUUUGUUGAUAUCUUUACAACAUAGACUCACUUACUCGUACGAGUAUGCUGUACGGAUGCUGUAGUAAUAUAAAUUGCAAUACAAAUUAAAAUCCC